AUGACAGCUGUGGCGCUUGACAUUGGUAGCUGUUUUACCAAGCUGUACUUUGGCGGGGACACUCCCGGCAAACGUGUUUUUGAGACACCCGUAGGCGUUCGGAAACUCAAGCAGAGUUUUGAUGUGGCAUUGACAAGUACGGUGUUGGAUUCGUUCUUGGGAAGAUUGUGCUUAGCUGCCGGUUUACUCGGGUGCUGCGAAAAAAUUGAAGUAUUGGCUUCUCCCGACGAUUCCUCCUUGUUUGUCCAGUAUGUCUCGCGUUGGUUUGCUUCAGCCUCGUUGAGUGGAGUCGCAACAGUUGUGGAUGCUCCUUCUUGGUUGCUGGAGGCGCAUGGGAUGACCGACGGUUGCGUGGUGGACAUUGGUUACCAAACGACCCGUAUUGUACCCAUUUUCUCUUCGAUCCCCGUAGUGGAGGCCAUCACCAUUGGGAGUGGUUUGAGAGAGUUUCUUACGCUGCCGGUAGAAGGAUGGGCGAUGUCAACCGAAACAAAUUCAGUCUCAUCAUCAUCUGCACCAUGUUCAUCGUUGCAGAGUUUAGUGAUUGAGAUGUCGCAGUGCAUAGUCGCGCUUCUUGAAGAAGCCGUGACCCAUUGUAACGCGUAUACGCAGCGUCCUUUUGUCUUUGGCGUGUUUCUCCUCACUGGGGGCGGAAUAGCAGUGGAGGGACUAUGGGGACAAUUAACGGUAGUAUCCAGAAAAUGUGGCCCAACUCUCGUCUGCUUGUCGUUGAUACAGCGUCUCCUUUGGAGUUUAUCUCUCCGUUGUUGA
This is a messenger RNA of Trypanosoma rangeli, 771 nucleotides long. RefSeq lists its product as uncharacterized. NCBI's taxonomy places the organism in Eukaryota, Euglenozoa, Kinetoplastea, Trypanosomatida, Trypanosomatidae. The transcript has a single exon. The coding region runs from base 1 to 771 and encodes 256 amino acids. The record is from RefSeq and is a predicted model, not a curated record.